Ogataea parapolymorpha DL-1 is the source of this 798-nucleotide messenger RNA. RefSeq lists its product as uncharacterized. Gene Ontology annotation, cellular component: cytoplasm. Gene Ontology annotation, biological process: post-chaperonin tubulin folding pathway; tubulin complex assembly. The transcript is spliced from 2 exons. The record is from RefSeq and is a predicted model, not a curated record. Lineage: Eukaryota; Fungi; Ascomycota; Pichiomycetes; Pichiales; Pichiaceae. Bases 1 to 798 code for a protein of 265 amino acids.
AUGAGUGCCAAAGAAGUUCUGGACAAAUUUCACGAGCAAAGCAAAUUAAUAGAAAAGCAAAUAGACAAUGCAGAUGUCAAUACUGAUUGGAAAUUGAUCAGGGACGAUAUCAAUAAGUUCAAACAAUGGGUGACCAAGGUAUAUGAGACUGGAGGCAUACCUCAGUACGAUUUAAAAAGAAUCACUAGCACAAUCGACUCCUGGGUAUUGUCUCUCGAUGACAAGAAACGCACCUUCAAUAAUAAGAAGUUCAAGUUCAGCUAUAAACCAGGCCGAGACAAUAGAUCGUCCUACGUCGAGUCUUCACAGCCUUCAACUUUUGGCACCCCGACUAUCAGUGAGAAAGAUGGAGCUAAGUGCAUUAUAGAAAAGGCACAUCAGGGUGUGUUUCUUUCUGAGAUCAAGAAUUCGGUGAUAGUAAUUCCGACAAAUAUGGCUGCCGGAGCUAUUACUUUGAAAAACUGUCACAAUUCGGCAUUCGUGAUACAUUCUGAGUCGUUUCUGUACGCAGAAGAGCUGACGAAUUGUAUCAUAAUUGGAAGAGCUCACCAGAUGAGACUACAUAAGUCUAAGGGUGUUUACCUUGACAUUCAGAUCGAGAGCACGCUCAACAAAAUCAUUAUCGAAGAAUCGACGUCCAUCAAAUUCGUUAACAGUCGCAAUGUUGAAAUAGAUGACUUCAAUGAGCCUUCAAAAGAGCGUCUGAAUUACGCAAUGGUGGACAAGCUGGUGAACGAAACGGAAAUUGCUGAAAUCCAGCUCGAAUCGCUCCCCAGCCUAAUCAAAUCCAUAAUAUAA